CAGUACUCAGAUUUCUGAAAUGAAGUCAUGUCUUGCAUGAUUCACAUACCACUUGCUGUUUGAGGUCAGGAAAACAUAUCUUCCCACCCACUUUUCUUAACACACUCCUGCUUUAAUGCUUUCAAAUUUUCUCUUCUACUAUUAAAAUCCAGAUCAGUCUGAUUUAGAUUUUCCAUCUUUCUUUGGCCCCUAGUCUUCAUGGCGUCUGCAUCCUCAUCUCACAAACGUUCUUUCAGUGAUUUUCACAGGGAAAAUCCCGCUGUAUCUAAAAAAAUAUUUGAUGCAUUCAUCAACCAUCGAGGCCCUGACGUCAAAGACACUCUGGCUUUUGCACUUUACGAUUCGUUGGAGGAGGAUGGAUUUUGGACAUUUCUUGAUGAUGUGGAAAUAGAAUUGGGAGAUUCAAUUGAGUCUGCCAUACAAAAUGCCAUUUACUCUUCUAAACUGCAGAUCGCGAUCUUCUCGCCACGGUAUGCGGAGUCCUCGUGGUGUCUAGAUGAGCUGCUUCUCAUGUUGGAAACCAAGGCUCGCUUUAUUCCAAUAUUUUGUGAUGUGAAGCCUUUUGAACUUCGCUACCCUGACAAGGGAGUUUAUGCAGCUGCAUUCGCCAAACAUGAAGAAAAAGGGAGAUUCAGCAAGGAGAAGAUUGCCCAGUGGAAAGAAGCCCUCCACUCUUCUUCACUCAUCUCUGGCUACGAAUUCAGCACAUCUAAUGAUAAUGUGGAGAUGCUGUGUUCCGAGAUUACCUUGGCUGUGCAACAAGAAGUGGGGAAGACAUUUAAGGGGGUUGGAAAACAUCAGAAAGGUCUUGAUGCAGACGAAGCAGCGUCAACAAGUACAUCAGCAAUGGUGAAGAAAUCUAGUCUUCUGCCCAGAAAUUCACGUCCAGUGGGCUUACAAUCCAAAGUUGAAGACAUAGUAGGCUUGUUGGAAGACCCAGAAGUACAAGUCAUAUCUGUCGUUGGUAUGGGUGGCUUGGGGAAGACAUUUCUUCUCCAAAAUGUCUACAAAGUUGCAAAAUCCAAGUAUGAUCAUUCUAUUUGGCUCUCCAUUUCUAAAUCUUACUCUCUCAAGAAUUUGCAAGAUGAUAUAGCCUCCCACAUAGGUAUAAAUAGUAAAAGUGUAAGUGAAGAGAGAGCGGCUGAAUUGAUUCAUGACCAUCUCCAAGGGAAAAGAUCUCUCAUUGUGCUGGAUGAUCUCUGGACGCUGUCUUCUGAAAAUUCUCUCAUUGAUAAACUUGGUCUGCCAGCCGAUAAAGAUUGUAAAAUUGUGGUCACUACAAGAAAUAGGCAGGUUGCUUUAAAUUCAAAUGCUCGAAUCUAUGAGAUGCAAAAUUUGUCAGAUGAAGAGAGUUGGAUGCUGUUUUGUAUCUAUGCAUUUCCGAAUAGUGCAGGAAAUAGAGCGCCACAACACAUGGAAGAGGAGGGUCGGAAGAUUGUAAAACAAUGUGGGAAUUUACCUCUUGCUAUCAAAACGAUAGCAGCAUCGUUGGCCAACACUACGCUUACAAAUUGGGAGUGGAAGCGCAGUCAGCUUGAAAGAGUAGUUACUCCCACCGGAGAGCAUGACCCUGUCAUGGAGAUACUGAAGCUGAGUUAUGACUCUUUGCCUCCACACCUUCAACCGUGUUUUGCAUAUCUAUCCUUCUUUCCCGAGGAUGAGGAGAUAGAAGCAGGGUAUUUGAUAAAUCUGUGGAUAGCGGAAGAAUUCAUCCCGGCAGGAGAGGAGCAGUGGGAAAUGGCCUGGCAUUGGUUAGAUCAACUUGCACAGCUGUGUAUGCUCCAAGUAUAUGAGGCAGAUUAUGAUAUUCUAAUCAAACACUGUAAAAUUCAUGAUUUGUUGCACGAUUUGGCAAUACACAUAUCAAGAGAAGAUAAAUGUGUUUUGUCUAUUCAAGAAGUGUCUUCACAUACAAGUAAUUCCAUGGGCUGGUGUCGGAUUCUACUUGCCAAGAAAGGUCUGCAUGUUUUCAAUGCCAUCUCAGAGAGCCGUCCUGUUUAUCUCCGUACACUUUCACUGUCUCGUAAUUUAGGGAUUACAAGCAUUCCAGAAAACUUGUUUACCACUAUGAGAGGACUGCGCGUUUUGGAUUUGAGCUACACAAACAUCUCUACAUUGCCUGCGUCUCUUGGAAAGAUGAUUCUUAUCAGAUUAUUGAAUUUGACUUAUACACAGAUAGAGGAGGUGCCGGAGUGUGUGAGACACCUAAAAUGCCCCUUGUUUCUUGAUUUACCUCAGAGUUGUAAGUCAUUACCGGCAUGGAUAAGUGAUCUUAGAUGUCUUCAGCAUUUAAAAGUCAACCGCAUUCAUAGGAUCCCAAGAAUAACAAAUUUGAGAACACUAGAAUCAAAGUUGGACUUCCGUACAGAAGAGGACAAAUUCACGAGGUUGGAUAAUUUGGUGAAUAUGACUCAGCUUCAGAAACUAAUCUUAUUUGUUGACAAUGACAUGGAGUUGAAGAGGAUAGAAGAGGGGAUCCUUGCCCAACUGGUGAAGAUGCGUUGUCUAGCAAUCUUCAAUAAUAGAAAGGAGUUUAGGGAGUUUCCAGGGAAAAUGAGAGCAAUGAAACAUCUGGAAAGUCUUGAACUACUGCAGUUUGUAGUGCCAAGUUGGAUAUGCGAGUUUGCAAAUCUGAAACGAUUAGAUUUAAUGGACUGUGAGUGUAGUGGUUAUCCGGAGUUGGAGAGAAUGCCCAAUCUGGUGGAAUUGUCGCUAGAUGGGAAUGAGAGUUGCACAGAAUUGCCAAAGGCGUUUGGGAAGUCAUGGGGGUUUUCACAGCUCCGCAUUUUGUCUAUUUGCAGUUUCUCUUCAUUAGAGGAAUUCCCUGGAUUAGAGGAGGGAGCGAUGGCAUGCCUUCAAAAAUUCUCUAUAUUAGGCUGUCCAAAAGUGAAGGAAGUGGAAGGAUUGGAGCAGUUGAAAAGACUGGAGUUGUUGGACUGCCGUGGGACGAAUGAAUGGUUGGAAACUUUAAAGGAAGGUGGAGAAUAUUGGAAAAAAAUCAAAUCCAUAAAUCCACAUGUAACUAUUACAAUUGAUACUUAAAAUCUUUUUUAUUUAAAUUA
Messenger RNA from Cryptomeria japonica (Japanese cedar), 3062 nucleotides. RefSeq names its product probable disease resistance protein At1g58390. Bases 199 to 3042 code for a protein of 947 amino acids. Gene Ontology annotation, biological process: signal transduction; defense response. Gene Ontology annotation, molecular function: ADP binding; protein binding. The record is from RefSeq and is a predicted model, not a curated record. The transcript has 2 exons. NCBI's taxonomy places the organism in Eukaryota, Viridiplantae, Streptophyta, Pinopsida, Cupressales, Cupressaceae.